AUGACCACGAGAAAAAUGGUAGGGUCUGGAAAUGUGAAGGCAGCCGGAGUUCAGGCGGAGCCUAAGAUACCAUCUCCGGGGGAGGUUCCGCCGGAGGUGCUCCACCAGCGGAAGAAACUACCAAUCUGUCCCGUGAGAAUGGCUGUCGGCGGAUUCGCCAUCGUGGGUCUCCUCGGUUAUCUCACCUUGUACUCCAAGAAAAAGCCUGAAGCUACUGCCAUAGAAGUCGCCAAAGUCGCUACCGGAAAUGCCAGUCCCGAGAACACCCAUCCUCGCAACUGA
This is a messenger RNA of Ilex paraguariensis (yerba mate), 282 nucleotides long. The record is from the annotation of a GenBank genome assembly. Lineage: Eukaryota; Viridiplantae; Streptophyta; Magnoliopsida; Aquifoliales; Aquifoliaceae.